CUCUCUCUCACUGUGACCCCCUCCUAAUCUAUGUCCAAGCUGCGCCUCAUCCUGCUCUUCAUUACCACCAUCAACCUCAUAAUUCUAUCACAAUACCUCCUAUCAAAUCCACUAACACAAGUACCCUUCUCCUUGUUGUCACCGAAUCUCUCUGCAUCUCAUUCUGAUCACCCCCAAGACCCCCCCACAUUCCUCCCUCUCAAAGAUCCCAGACUCACCAAAUCUCCGUGGACAUGGUUCAUGAGCUCGCUCAACGACACCCAAGAACCAAACUCCCCUCUUCAUCUCCUCUUCCCUUCUCCUCCCUCUAACAGCACUCUCCUCUGCCUCAAUGCUCAUGACCGACGCAACGGCUCCAAGAACUUCUACGCCCUCGCAAACCCGAACUCUCUCCCGCACAAUUCAACAUUGUUGCCAGGCCUAACCGUAGUCUCCGACACGUACUAUGAUUACAACAACCUUUGGCACUCGAUAUCUACGGUGGUUCCUUUUAUAGCUUGGCAUCGGAAGAACGAGUGCGCUAGGCCGAAGAGAUGGGUGCUGUUCCAUUGGGGCGAGCUCAGGACUGAAAUGGGGAGUUGGGUUAAGAGCUUGACGGAGGGUGCAACUGGCAAUGAGGUUAAGAUUGAGGAUUUUGAGGAGUUUGAGGGUUUUGGGUCUGUUUGUUUUGAGAGGGCUGUUGUGUUUAGGCAUGCUGAGAAGGGGUUGCCAGCAGGAGAGAGAGAGAAAGUCUAUGAUAUGAUUAGAUGCAGAGUUAGAGAUUAUUGUGGGGUAAAUUUUGAUGGUUUGAGGAAUGAGAUUAGAGUUACUUUGUUGUUGAGAGUUGGAGGGAGGGCGUUUAAAAAUGAGAGUGCUGUGGCUGGAGUUUUCCAGGGGGAGUGUGAGAAGGUGGAUGGUUGUGCGAUGAAGAUUGCAUGGCCCCAUAAUAUGACAUUUUGUGAUCAGGUGAAGUUGCUGAGCGACACGGACAUCCUUGUUUCCGCCCAUGGAGCGCAAAUGACCAACUUGAUCUUCAUGGACAAAAACAGCAGCGUAAUGGAGUUCUUCCCUAAAGGAUGGCUUGAGCACGCUGGCGUUGGACAGUUUGCCUUCAAAUGGAUGGCAGGUUAUACAGGGAUGAGGCACCAAGGGCAGUGGAAGGAUAUAGAAGGCGAGGAUUGUCCUCACGAUGACAACGCCAACUGUUUUGCUUUCUACAAAAAUGGUAAAAUUGGGCACGACGAAGCGUAUUUUGCUACUUGGAUGGCCGAUGUCCUUCGAGAGGUGAAGGCGUCGAAGAGCAGCAACAAGCAAGAGAUCCAGCAAAGUGAAUGCCCUUGCAGCUGAGGUUCUUCUAUUGUCUAAUUUUUGCACCACAAAAUUAUCACAGCUAUGUCUGUUGUUGUCAUUACAUUUAUUCGUAUCCGCAUGCUCUACAAUGUUCACAAAUUCAGCGUCCAAAGGUUUGUAUCCAGAUACAAAGGGCAUCGUGACAUGAGCUGUCAUGCAAAAAGACUAGCAGUGGCAGUUACAGCAGACGACCAGUACUCAAAUCCUAGUAUUCGGCCAUAAAACAGUCGACUAAGAUUGUCAGGGGCAU
Asparagus officinalis (garden asparagus) is the source of this 1579-nucleotide messenger RNA. RefSeq lists its product as uncharacterized. The coding region runs from base 31 to 1326 and encodes 431 amino acids. Gene Ontology annotation, molecular function: glycosyltransferase activity. Lineage: Eukaryota; Viridiplantae; Streptophyta; Magnoliopsida; Asparagales; Asparagaceae. The record is from RefSeq and is a predicted model, not a curated record. The transcript is spliced from 2 exons.